AUGGCGUCCCCCGUCACAUAUCUGUUGUGCGCCUGCGGCAUCGUUGCGCUCGUAUUGCUUCGGCAAAGAAACAAGUCCUCUUUACCUCUUCCGCCUGGGCCCCCUGCAGAUCCAAUUAUUGGCCAUCUGCGCAUAUUUUCUCCUGCACGUCAGCACGAGCUCUUUCCCAAAUGGGCGGCUGAGUACGGGGACAUUUUCCAUCUGGGUAUACUGGGACAAAACCUCAUAGUGAUGAACUCUUUGCAAGUCGCCACUGACCUUCUAGAGAAACGGAGCUCAAAGCACAGUGACAGGCCGGCAUGCACCACAUUGGAACUGAUGGGCUGGGAGGCCAGCCUUCCUUUAUUAUUGUACGGCCCGCGGUGGAAGAAGCACAGGAAGAUGUUCCAGCAAUACUUUAAUUAUCACGAAUGUCUCGCGUAUUACCCUAGUCAACUCAGAGAAGCACGGGUACUGGCGAAGAGUCUGAUGAUAACACCCAAAGACUUCCUAGCACAUACUCAAAGAUUUGCACUGUCGAGCCUUAUUCGGAUCACGUAUGGACACCAAGCACACUCCGAUGACGACAUAUACGUCAAUAUUAUUGGGGAAGUUUUACGCUCUGUCGAGGCAGCAACCGCUGGAGUCGCGCUGAUAGAUCUCUUCCCCUCAUUACGAUACGUACCGCAUUGGCUGCCUGGAAUGUCAUCAUUAACCGCCAUGUCUCGACGCUGGCAUCCCACUAUCCGACACUUCCACAACUGGACGUUCGACGACGUGCUGAGGCAGAUGGACGCAGGAAUCGCCCAACCAUCAUUUCUGGCUUCUCAUCUGGAGCGCCUUGAUUUGGCAGGUACUAGUAGCGAGGACCUUGAAGACAUUAAGGGCUCUGCUGCCAGCAUUCUCAUAGCUGGUUCAGAGACGACAUGGUCACUCAUUCAAACACUCUUUUUCGCUAUGCUUGUGUUCCCUGGAGCACAACAUAAGGCACAAGAAGAAAUUGAUAAAGUGAUAGGUUGUGAGCGACUGCCAGAUUUCAGCGAUCGCGACUCCUUGCCCUUUGUGGAAUGCGUGCUACAGGAGAUAAUAAGGUGGUACCCCGUUCUUCCUUGGGGUGUCCCACAUAGGAGCCUUGAUGAUGAUGUCUACAAUGGGAUGUUCAUACCGAAAGGAUCAGUGAUGAUACCGAAUGUCCUGGCAAUGAGCCAUGACCAGCAAAUUUACAAAAACCCUGAAAUAUUCUGUCCGGAGCGUUUCCUUCCCGUACCUGCAGGACACGGCGAACCACAUCUAGAUGUCGCUUUUGGCUUCGGUCGGCGAAUUUGUCCUGGCCGUUACUUCGCGGACAACAGCGCAUGGCUUGUGCUGGUCACUGUCCUUGCGACGUUAAAUAUCAGCAAGGUUGUUGGACAGGAUGGGAGAGUGGUCGAGCCUAAGGUGGAGUUUACUACAGAAAGUCAAGUGAGCCGUCCGAGACCGUUCGACUGUGUCUUCCAACCGCGGUCGGAGGCUGCGAAGGCGCUGAUUCUGCAGCAAUCGGAGUGA
Sparassis crispa is the source of this 1524-nucleotide messenger RNA. Its product is annotated as Multifunctional cytochrome P450 monooxygenase af510. Lineage: Eukaryota; Fungi; Basidiomycota; Agaricomycetes; Polyporales; Sparassidaceae. The transcript is spliced from 13 exons. Gene Ontology annotation, molecular function: heme binding; monooxygenase activity; oxidoreductase activity, acting on paired donors, with incorporation or reduction of molecular oxygen. Bases 1 to 1524 code for a protein of 507 amino acids. The record is from RefSeq and is a predicted model, not a curated record.